Aspergillus brunneoviolaceus CBS 621.78 is the source of this 867-nucleotide messenger RNA. RefSeq names its product cytochrome b561 domain-containing protein. Gene Ontology annotation, molecular function: transmembrane monodehydroascorbate reductase activity. The record is from RefSeq and is a predicted model, not a curated record. The transcript has 4 exons. The annotation marks the transcript as partial. Lineage: Eukaryota; Fungi; Ascomycota; Eurotiomycetes; Eurotiales; Aspergillaceae.
UGCUCGCUUCGGACUCUCUGACAUAUAACCCCCUGCCCAUUGGCCACUUCCAACACCACCGCGAUUACUGAAUCGAUAAACUACCUAGUAUACUGCUGAGUUCCGUUCUUUGAGCCAUACUGUAACAACUCCAACGCCCUCAUGGCCUCCGCCACAGGCAUCCCCCAGCUGCAUCCGGACAGCAUCGAUUCCCGCGAGGACUCUCCGCUGUUGUCUACUCCCGGCAAUGGGCCUCAGUCCGACGACGACAAUGCUUCUCUGUAUCCCAACCUCUUCCGAGGUACUGCCCUCGCCGCCCAAGUAGGCAUUUGGCUGAUCACCAUCCUCGUCUGGACCGGCAUCCUCUCGCAUCCUCUCAUCUUCUUCUCCCCGCACCCACUCCUCAACUCCGCCGCCCUCCUCCUCCAAGUCCAAGCCGCCCUCAUCCUCCAACCCACCGCCACUGCCGUCCAGAAACGCCGCGGCACCGUCAUCCACUACACCGUCCAAGCCCUGAGCGUGCUGGGCUUCCUGGCCGCGUUCCUCAUCAUCGAGAUCAACAAGGGCGACCACGCCCGCUUCACCUCCCCGCACGGCGUGCUGGGGUUGGUCACCUACAUCGUGAUCAUCCUGCAGGCCGCCGGCGGCGUGGUGCAGUACUUCCUGCCCCGCCAGGUGCUGGGCAGUGUCGACCGCGGCAAGACCCUGUACAAGUACCACCGCCAGUCCGGGUAUCUGCUGCUGGGGCUGGAGCUGGCGACGGUGGCCGCGGCGACGCAGACGACGUACAACCUCAAUGUGUUGGAUAUUCCGCUGUGGGGGGUGGUGAUUGGGGCGGUUUUGGUGGUGGUGGGCGUUGGGGCGAGGGUGAGGAAGCAUAAAUUGGGG